Molecule: messenger RNA, 1730 nt
Organism: Stegostoma tigrinum
Lineage: Eukaryota; Metazoa; Chordata; Chondrichthyes; Orectolobiformes; Stegostomatidae
Exons: 10
Coding region: 388-1530 (380 amino acids)
Biological process (GO): arsonoacetate metabolic process; toxin metabolic process
Cellular component (GO): cytosol
Molecular function (GO): arsenite methyltransferase activity
Source: RefSeq, a predicted model, not a curated record
UGGCUGCUAGCUGGCAAUGACCAAAUUCCAGACCAGUCAUUCCGUGCCCUCUGUCCAAACAACUUAUGUUUCGAAAUCACCGUGCUCAAAGUUUUUUCUUUUGUUGUAACUCUGCACAGCAACCGGAAAGCCGUCAGGAAUAUUUGCGCAUGCACUGACUGCUGGAAAGGCCAGUUUUCGUCAUUCCUCUGAAUUGCUUUUGAAAAGCCUAUGUCCUACACUGCUCAGGUUUCAGUACCAGCCUGCUCAGUGCCUCUCACCCCAGAUGGGUAUAUCGCUGGAGUAGACAAUGCUGUAAAUCUCUCGCAUUGAAUCUUGCAAUCAGGCCCUCUCAUAGGAAAGGAUUUAUUGCUCAUCUCUAGGCCUCAAGCUCUGACCUGCACAGACAUGAGUCAAAAGGACACCUCCGUUCAGGAUCAGCUUAAGAGUUAUUAUGGCAAACGACUGAAAAGAUCGGAAGAUUUGCAAACCGAUGUUGCCUGCUACAAAAUAUGCACCCCCCUCAGUAAAUCAGCUGCUGAUGCUAUGAGACUCAUCCAUCCAGAGGUUACUCAAAGGUAUUUCGGAUGCGGGCUUGUAGUGCCAGAAAGCCUGGAAAGAUGUCAUGUGUUGGAUCUGGGAAGCGGGUCUGGGCGGGACUGCUACGUCCUGGGCAAGUUGGUGGGACCUAAUGGCCAUGUCACGGGAGUAGACAUGACUGAUGAGCUAAUUCAACUGUCCCGCAACUACAUCUCAUAUCAUCAGGAGAAGUUUGGAUACACAGAAACAAACACGGAAUUUAUCCAGGGAUACAUCGAGAAGCUUGGAGAAGCUGGGAUUCAGUACAACAAAUUUGAUGUUCUGAUUUCGAACUGUGUGAUCUGCCUGUGCCCAGAUAAAAAGGCAGUCUUUGCGGAAGCCUACAGGGCCCUUAAGGAAGGUGGAGAGAUGUAUUUCAGUGACAUGUAUGCGAGUGAGCCUGUGGAUGAAAACCUGAAGAAGGAUUCAGUGCUUUGGGGGGAGGGGCUGGCAGGUGCUCUCUACUGGAAGGAUCUGAUCUGUCUGGUGAAGGAGCUUGGAUUCAGCACACCAUAUCUUGUCUCUGCAAGUUGCAUUGAAAUCCAAAAAGCUGAACUUGUUCAGAAAACUGGAGAUGUGAAGUAUGCAUCUGGAACUUAUCGAUUUUUCAAACUCCCUUUUGGUGGGACUGAUGAGAGAGCUUGGGUCACUUAUAAAGGGACAGUGACUGACCACCAGGAGAAGCUGAUAUUUGACUCUGUUCACACUUUUGAAAAGGACAAAGCAGUGGCUGUGGAUGGAGAGCUGGCCUUGGUGCUGAAGAUCUCACGUUUCGCACCUCAUUUCAUUGUCCAACCUGCUGAGCGUGAGGUACCAAUAAAAGAUGGACCCCAGCAGUAUUGCCACCUGAAUCCCUUCCAGUUGGCUAAUAAAUUGGGAUCAUCCAUUCAGCAAUGCUCCAAGACUCAAAAAGAUGGUCCUUGUGAAGAUCAAACUGAAGUGACAUGGAAAUGUGGAGAAGCAAAAAGCUAACUAUAUAUGCAAUAUUAACUGAAGACAUCUCACUGUUGCAGAUUCAGCAAGCUUGAAUAAAAAAAAACAGAAGAAAACAAAGUUGCCAUUAUUUCAUUGCUUCCUGUUUUAAGACUUCAACUUUGUGACCUGAGAUAGUAGGAACUGCCGAUGCUGGAGAAUCUGAGAUAACAAGGUGUAGAGCUGGAUGAACACAGCAG